This is a messenger RNA of Cooperia oncophora, 783 nucleotides long. NCBI's taxonomy places the organism in Eukaryota, Metazoa, Nematoda, Chromadorea, Rhabditida, Trichostrongylidae. The record is from the annotation of a GenBank genome assembly.
UUGAGAAAUGUGAGCUCGACCGAACUUGCAAAAAUCACAAAAGGAAAACAAGGUCAAGAGAAGCAAGCAGCUCCGUACAGGGCCAUUGCAAGUGAUCCGUGCAUUAUCGGUAUCUGGUUGUCGACUAUCGGUGGUAGUCUCGGCUUCCAAAUUUUCUUACUCUAUGGGCCAACGUAUAUCAAUAAGGUGCUUCAUUACGAUGUGACAAGGACAGGUCUCACCACUGCACUACCAUAUAUUCUUUCGGCGACGCUUAAGUUUUUAGUGGGGCCAAUAUCUGAUCGAGCAAGCUGUAUUUCGGACAGAUGGCGUCUUGUAUUCUUCGCCGCUUUCUCACAAGGACUGAUGGCUUUGUCUUUUCUUGCUCUCGUAUUUAUAACGUCUCCCAGUCUGGCUCAAACUGCCUAUACUGUUGCCAUAGUGUCUAGCGGUAUUAAUGCAGUUGGCACUAUAAAAUGCGCUCAGAUGGUAGCACGACAACACGUCCACGUUGUGAUGGCGGUGACCUCGUUUUUACUGUGCGUCAUAGUUCUAGUGAUUCCGCUUGCCGUCAACAUAGUUUGUCCGGACAACACUCCGGAACAGGUACCGUCUUCGCCAUUAGUACUGGUGGCUCCAUCGUCAGUCCAACCUUUCAAAUCUUGGUCAUGUUUACAAACAGCACUACUGCCGCACACGAUAAGUAGCGGGAAUGAAGCUGGAAACUUCGAAAAUUGCAUUCCUUCAACGUUUUUGGUGUAUUUAUCGAACGUUAAACGGAACGGAAACGGGGCAUUGAAAUAA